GAACGCCUGAAUCCAUCCCCAUUACCUCAACAACACCAUUCCAAACCUUCGCAUUACUCUUCUACCGCAAUUCAAGAUGGAUACCCUCGUGGCCCAGUACAGCAGACCAAUGUUCGAGAAGGAGAACUCUGCCGAAGAAGACCAGAUGGAGCUCUACCAGCCAACACCAAGCUUGUCCCUGAAGUUCGCCAUGCCUCCUAUUGCUCAACCCUCAGCCUGGCUUCGUGCUGCGACUGACGACCAUGCCAACCCAGACUGCCCCAUCAAGAUUGCCCACGGUACCACAACAUUAGCAUUCAGAUUUCAAGGCGGUAUCAUCGUAGCGACCGAUUCGAGAGCGACAGCAGGCGACUGGAUUGCGAGUCAGACGGUUAAAAAGGUUAUUGAGAUCAACAGUUGUUUACUAGGGACAAUGGCUGGUGGAGCUGCUGACUGUCAAUACUGGCUCGCAUACUUGGGAAUGCAAUGUCGACUUCACGAGCUCCGUCAAAAGCGCCGAAUCUCCGUGGCAGCCGCUUCAAAAAUCCUCGCAAACCUGGUCUACUCAUACAAGGGAAUGGGUCUGUCGAUGGGUACGAUGUGCGCCGGUGUUACCAAGGAGGAAGGUCCUGCUCUUUACUACAUUGAUUCAGAUGGAACCCGUCUGAGCGGCAAUCUCUUCUGUGUUGGUUCCGGUCAGACAUUCGCAUACGGAGUGUUAGACGCCGAAUACCGAUACGAUUUGACUGAGGAGGAGGCGUUGGCGCUUGGAAGCAGAAGUAUUCUGGCUGCAACACACAGAGAUGCCUAUUCCGGUGGUUUCAUCAACUUGUACCAUGUCAAGGAGGACGGAUGGGUCAAGCACGGCUUCAGCGAUACGAACCCUAUUUUCUGGAAGACGAAGUUGGAGAAGGGCGAGUUCUCGAAUGUUACGAGCGAGUUGGUGUGAGACAAGGCAGGCAUAGAUAGGAGGACUGGGAAUAAUUUCAUUGACUGUCUCAAUAGCAAGCAUGGCUGCGCGAUGGAUGGAAUGGCAUAGAGGCUGAGGCCGUGUAUAUUACUGCUUCACUUCACGAGUGGUAUUACCAAUGAGAACCUUGGAAUGGAUACAAGUAUUUAUGGGAUCGAUACACCUGAUGGCGAGCAUACCUAAACCGAAGUCUUGGCAAGUGCCAGAACCAAGGAUGAUAUCGUCCCAUCAUUCUUUUCCCAAAUAAUUAUUCAUCAACUCUGAGUAUGAUCCAAUCAAGCAAUACCCAUUCAAAUCCGAUUAGCCCAUUUGCUGUCAGUUCUGCGCAUCUCGGUGCCCUCCUCACGAAGAUCAACACCCAAAUCCUUGAGCUUCGUCUUCAACUCCUCAUCACCAAGUGCGAGGAUCCGAACAGCAGCAAGCAGAUCCUCAUACUGCUUCGUCAUCCCCUGCAGCUCGGAACCGCUGUCGCAGUCGUACAUGGCAUGGUAGAACUUGUCGAGCUCCUGCUUCUUGGUGAUCUGCUUCAAGCGAGCGACUUCCUCUUCCAGCUUCUUGACCUCGGGAUCGCGCUGGUCUCGGGGCUGGGCAUUACGCGA
Molecule: messenger RNA, 1548 nt
Organism: Cadophora gregata
Lineage: Eukaryota; Fungi; Ascomycota; Leotiomycetes; Helotiales; Ploettnerulaceae
Gene: PRE2
Product: Proteasome subunit beta type-5
Exons: 3
Coding region: 77-928 (283 amino acids)
Cellular component (GO): proteasome core complex
Molecular function (GO): threonine-type endopeptidase activity
Source: RefSeq, a predicted model, not a curated record